Messenger RNA from Dioszegia hungarica, 1293 nucleotides. RefSeq names its product putative C-3 sterol dehydrogenase. Gene Ontology annotation, molecular function: 3-beta-hydroxy-Delta5-steroid dehydrogenase (NAD+) activity. Lineage: Eukaryota; Fungi; Basidiomycota; Tremellomycetes; Tremellales; Bulleribasidiaceae. Bases 1 to 1293 code for a protein of 430 amino acids. The record is from RefSeq and is a predicted model, not a curated record. Gene Ontology annotation, biological process: steroid biosynthetic process. The transcript has 3 exons.
AUGGCGACCAACGAAGCGUACAUGGUGGUGGGCGGAUGUGGCUUCCUGGGCAGACACAUCGUCGAGAUGCUGCUGGCGAGGGGAGAGCAGAAUGUGUCGGUGUUCGAUAUCGUGCAGAGGCACUUUGACAGCAACGUAACCUUCUACAUUGGAGACCUGGCGAGCUCAGAGGACGUGACGAAUGCCAUCAAAAAGUCCGGAGCAACCUGCGUGUUCCACACCGCUUCCCCCGCUCACGGUGCCGGCCGGACAAUAUAUGAACUCGUCAACGUCUCGGGCACACGGAACCUCAUCGACAGCUGCUUUGACAGCACGGUCCGUCGUCUCGUCUAUACCUCCUCGGCCGGAACCGUCUACAACGGUGAAAAAGACAACAUCAACGUUGACGAGCGUCUGGAUUACCCUGCGGUCGCGCUGGACGCGUACAACGAGACCAAGGUCUCUGCGGAGAAGAUGGUCAUCCGUGCCAAUUCCCCGGAAUUGCUCACCUGCGCCAUCCGCCCAAGCGGGAUCUUUGGCCCGGGCGACCGUCAAAUGAUCACGGGAUUCUACUCGGUGGUUCUCAACAACCAAACCAAGUUUCAAAUCGGGGACAAUACCAACCUCGCGGACUUUACCUACGUCACCAACGUUGCUCACGCGCAUCUGCUGGCAAUGGACAAAUUGGCGGAUGUCUACCCCUACUUUUCAUUCCGGGAUCCCAUCUCCUACGUCGACGCCUCUAUGGGCAAGUACCGUAUCCCCACAUCAGACGCCCACCCCCUCGGCCCUAAUACCUCCCCCACAGAAUCGGACCUACUCCUCGCCCAGCGUUUCGAGUCGGGCGAGCAGGACCCGCGCGACCUCCGUCCGGUCCUCCGUAACAAGCUGGACCAAUUCGGCGAGGAGGCGCAAGAGGAAUCAGAUAGCCCGGCGGAUGGAGUACACGUCGCGGGACAAGUCUUCUUCGUCACCAACGGCGAACCCAUCUACUUUUGGGACUUUGCCCGUACCAUCUGGCGCCAGCUCGGACAUACCCCUCCCUACAUCAUCGCCAUCCCCACCUCCAUCGGCCUCAUUCUCGCCAUGCUCGCCGAGCUAUUCUCCAAGCUCACGCGGAGAGAACCGGGCUUUACCAAGUUCCGCGUGAGCCAGGCGACGCAGCAGCGGUACUAUGAUAUUGAGAAGGCGAGGCGGAUAUUGGGGUAUGAGCCGAUCGUGGGGCUGGACGAGGGGAUGAAGAGGUGGACGAGCUGGUACAAGGGGGAGCUAGAGAAGCAGCAAUUGGUGCGGGAUACCGAAAAGACAAAGUAG